AUGGCAGAAACAGAAGGUCAUCAAGUUGGAAUCGUAAUGGGCUACCCAUGUCAACCCUACUUCCAAAGUUAUGAUCAGAAGCAACCUCCAAGUUUUGCAGCCACAGCCGCCGCAGCAGCAGCCUCCAACUCUGGCUGGACAAUAAGAAAUAACUCCGCUCGCCCACCUCCUGAUAGCUACCGGAUGACCACCACACAGAAUCAUGCUGAGCUUGAUUGCAGCAACGUAACGACAGAUAAAAAGAACCUUAUGAUGGAAGCACUUCUCGUUUUAUUUGCUGGUAUUCUUGCAUUGGGCUUCAUUUUCUGGAGAGCUUCGCUAAUGAUAACCGAUUUCCGUCCACCCAAGUUCGAAGUUGAUGCAGUGACAGUCUAUCCUUUCAACAUCUCGUCAUCUUCUCACAUAACAGCAAGCUGGAACAUCAGUUUAUUCAUAGAAAACCCUAAAUCAAUCUCCUUCUAUUAUGAAGAUAUGAAGGCUUCUGUUUUGCUGAAGAACGAGAGUAUCUGUUCUACAAUGGUUGGGAAUUUGUUUAUUGAUGGUCGCUAUGAGAAGGGGAUGAUGGUGAAGGCUAAUCUUGCGGCCUCCUCAGUGUCUAUGAACCAGACAGUAGCAGAGGCUGCAAUUGCUGAGAUGACAGAAGAACAAGCUGUGAGCUUCUCCUUCAUGUUGAAUGUUAUUGGAAGAAUGGAUCCUGGGAAUAGUGAUGAAAAAAGGAAGCGUAUGGUGGCCUCGUGUGAGGAUCUGAAGGUUGGAUUCAACACUAAUUCUCAAGUGGGAAAGUUGAUGGGUAGCCCAAUUGCUUGCAAUCUACGUAUCUACAAAUAUAAUAUGGAAUGA
Messenger RNA from Manihot esculenta (cassava), 840 nucleotides. RefSeq lists its product as uncharacterized. Lineage: Eukaryota; Viridiplantae; Streptophyta; Magnoliopsida; Malpighiales; Euphorbiaceae. The transcript has a single exon. The coding region runs from base 1 to 840 and encodes 279 amino acids. Gene Ontology annotation, cellular component: plasma membrane. The record is from RefSeq and is a predicted model, not a curated record.